GCAGACCCGAGAAUGGACCCCACCGGUGUAAAAGUGCUGGAAACGGCCGAGGAUAUUCAAGAGAGACGUCAGCAGGUUCUAGACCGGUACCACCGCUUCAAGGAGCUUUCGACUCUGAGACGACAAAAGCUUGAAGAUUCCUACAGGUUCCAGUUCUUCCAGCGGGAUGCGGAUGAGCUGGAAAAAUGGAUCCAGGAAAAGCUCCAGAUUGCGUCUGAUGAAAAUUACAAGGACCCAACUAAUCUGCAGGGGAAGCUGCAGAAACACCAAGCCUUUGAAGCUGAAGUGCAAGCCAACGCGGGGGCCAUCGUUAAACUGGACGAGACAGGAAACCAGAUGAUUACCGAAGGGCAUUUUGCCUCUGAAACCAUAAGAACUCGACUGCAGGAGCUUCACCGGCUCUGGGAGCUGCUCUUGGAGAAGAUGAGAGAGAAAGGGGUCAAGCUGCUGCAAGCCCAGAAGCUGGUGCAGUAUUUACGAGAGUGUGAAGACGUGAUGGACUGGAUCAAUGACAAGGAGGCCAUCGUCACCUCAGAAGAGCUGGGCCAGGAUCUGGAGCACGUGGAGGUUUUGCAGAAGAAAUUUGAGGAGUUCCAGACAGACCUGGCCGCUCACGAGGAGAGAGUAAACGAAGUGAACCAGUUUGCAGGCAAGCUUGUCCAGGAGCAGCACCCUGAAGAGGAAUUGAUCAAGUCCAAACAGGAUGAAGUCAAUGCCAGCUGGCAGCGUCUGAAGGGGCUGUCCCUGCAGAGGCAGGGAAAGCUCUUUGGAGCAGCUGAAGUGCAGCGUUUUAACAGGGAUGUGGAUGAGACCAUAAGCUGGAUUAAAGAGAAGGAGCAGCUGAUGGCCUCCGACGAUUUUGGCAGAGACCUUGCAGGAGUGCAAGCCUUGCUGCGCAAACAUGAAGGCCUGGAGAGGGACCUGGCUGCCCUGGAAGACAAGGUGAAGGCUUUGUGUGCGGAGGCUGACAGGCUACAGCAGUCACACCCUCCCAACGCCUCUCAGAUCCAUGUGAAACGGGAGGAGCUGAUUGCAAACUGGGAGCAAAUUCGCACUCGAGCAGCUGAGAGGCAUGCUCGCCUGAAUGACUCCUACAGAUUGCAGCGAUUCCUCGCAGACUUUCGGGACCUCACUAGCUGGGUGACUGAAAUGAAGGCUCUGAUCAACGCCGAUGAACUCGCCAAUGACGUGGCAGGAGCCGAAGCCCUGCUAGACAGGCAUCAGGAACAUAAGGGAGAAAUUGAUGCCCACGAAGACAGUUUUAAAGCCGCAGACGAGUCUGGCCAGGCUUUGCUCACUGCCGGUCAUUAUGCUUCAGAUGAAGUUAAAGAGAAGCUGAACAUCCUUUCCAGCGAAAGAACUGCCCUUCUGGAGUUGUGGGAGCUUCGCCGGCAGCAGUACGAACAGUGCAUGGACCUGCAGCUUUUCUACCGAGACACCGAGCAGGUUGAUAACUGGAUGAGCAAACAAGAAGCUUUCUUGCUGAAUGAAGACCUUGGGGAUUCUCUGGACAGUGUGGAAGCCCUCCUGAAGAAGCACGAGGACUUUGAGAAGUCCCUCAGUGCCCAAGAAGAGAAAAUCACCGCCCUGGAUGAAUUUGCUACAAAACUGAUACAGAAUAACCAUUAUGCUAAGGAAGAUGUGGCCACGCGCCGGGAUGCUCUCUUGAGCCGCCGCAACGCUUUGCACGAGCGAGCCAUGUAUCGCCGGGCUCAGCUGGCAGAUUCCUUCCACCUGCAGCAGUUCUUCAGAGACUCGGACGAGCUGAAAAGCUGGGUCAAUGAAAAGAUGAAAACUGCCACCGACGAGGCCUAUAAGGAUCCAUCCAACCUUCAGGGAAAAGUUCAGAAACACCAGGCCUUUGAAGCUGAGCUCUCGGCAAACCAAAGCCGCAUCGAUGCCCUGGAGCAGGCCGGGCAGAAGCUGAUUGAUGUCAAACAUUACGCCUCGGACGAGGUGGCCACUCGCAUGAAUGAGGUCAUCAACUUGUGGAAGAAGCUUCUGGAAGCUACCGAACUGAAAGGGAUCAAGCUCCGUGAAGCCAACCAGCAGCAGCAGUUCAACCGCAACGUGGAAGACAUCGAGCUGUGGCUGUACGAAGUGGAAGGGCACCUGGCUUCCGAUGAUUAUGGCAAGGACCUCACCAACGUUCAGAACCUUCAGAAGAAACAUGCUUUACUGGAAGCCGACGUGGCCGCUCAUCAGGACCGCAUUGACGGCAUCACCAUCCAAGCUCGGCAGUUCCAGGAGGCAGGACACUUUGAUGCGGACAACAUCCGAAAGAAGCAGGAGGCUCUGGUGGCCCGCUAUGACGCCCUGAAGGAGCCGAUGGUGGCCCGCAAGCAGAAGCUGGCAGACUCCCUUCGCCUGCAGCAGCUUUUCCGUGACGUUGAAGACGAAGAAACCUGGAUCCGAGAGAAGGAACCCAUCGCAGCCUCAACCAACAGAGGCAAGGACCUGAUCGGGGUGCAGAACUUGCUGAAGAAACACCAAGCCCUGCAAGCGGAGAUCGCAGGCCACGAACCCCGCAUUAAAGCAGUCACGCAGAAGGGGAACGCCAUGGUGGACGAAGGGCACUUUGCUGCUGAGGACGUGAAAGCCAAACUGAACGACCUGAACCAGAAGUGGGAGUCCCUGAAGGCCAAGGCCUCCCAGCGCCGGCAGGACCUGGAAGACUCCCUGCAGGCCCAGCAGUACUUUGCGGACGCCAACGAGGCCGAGUCCUGGAUGAGGGAGAAGGAGCCCAUCGUGGGCAGCACCGACUACGGGAAGGACGAGGAUUCGGCUGAGGCUCUCCUCAAGAAGCACGAAGCUCUGAUGUCAGACCUCUCAGCCUAUGGCAGCAGCAUCCAGGCCCUGAGGGAGCAGGCCCAGGCGUGCCGGCAACAAGUGGCCCCCACAGACGAUGAAACUGGCAAAGAAUUGGUCCUGGCUCUGUACGAUUACCAAGAGAAAAGCCCCCGGGAAGUUACCAUGAAGAAAGGAGACAUCUUGACUCUGCUGAACAGCACCAACAAGGACUGGUGGAAAGUGGAAGUGAAUGACCGUCAGGGGUUUGUACCAGCCGCCUACGUGAAGAAGCUGGACCCAGCGCAGUCCGCCUCUCGCGAGAACCUCCUGGACGAGCAGGGCAGCAUCGCCUUGCGGCAGGAGCAGAUUGACAACCAGACGCUCAUAACUAAGGAGGUCGGCAGUGUCUCUCUCCGUAUGAAACAGGUCGAAGAACUGUACCACUCUCUCCUUGAGCUGGGGGAGAAGCGUAAAGCCAUGCUGGAGAAGAGCUGCAAGAAGUUCAUGCUUUUCCGUGAGGCUAACGAGCUGCAACAGUGGAUCAACGAGAAGGAGGCGGCGCUCACCAACGAAGAGGUGGGAGCAGACCUGGAGCAGGUGGAGGUGCUGCAGAAGAAGUUUGAUGACUUCCAGAAGGAUCUGAAAGCCAACGAGUCGCGUCUGAAGGACAUAAACAAGGUGGCGAAUGACUUGGAGUCCGAAGGCCUCAUGGCCGAAGAGGUGCAGGCGGUGCAGCAGCAGGAAGUCUACGGAGCGAUGCCCCGGGAUGAAACUGAUUCCAAGACAGCAUCUCCUUGGAAGUCUGCGCGCCUGAUGGUGCACACUGUGGCUACAUUUAACUCUAUCAAGGAGCUGAACGAGCGUUGGCGAGCCCUGCAGCAGCUGGCAGAGGAGCGAAGCCAGCUCUUGGGAAGUGCUCACGAAGUCCAGAGAUUCCACAGAGAUGCUGAUGAAACCAAAGAAUGGAUCGAAGAAAAGAACCAGGCCCUCAAUACCGACAAUUACGGGCACGACCUGGCAAGCGUCCAGGCGCUGCAACGCAAGCACGAGGGCUUCGAGAGGGAUCUCGCCGCUCUGGGUGACAAGGUGAACUCUCUCGGAGAGACGGCGGAGCGGCUCAUUCAAUCUCACCCCGAGUCAGCGGAGGAUCUCCAAGGAAAAUGCACCGAGCUGAACCAGGCCUGGAACAGCUUGGGGAAACGGGCCAACCAGCGCAAGGAGAAACUUGGAGACUCUCACGACCUGCAGCGCUUCCUGAGUGACUUCAGGGACCUCAUGUCUUGGAUCAACGGAAUCCGUGGGCUGGUGUCCUCAGAUGAACUUGCCAAGGAUGUGACAGGAGCCGAGGCGUUGCUGGAGAGACACCAGGAACACCGCACGGAAAUAGACGCAAGGGCUGGCACGUUCCAGGCCUUUGAGCAGUUUGGGCAGCAGCUCUUGGCCCGGGGCCAUUACGCCAGUCCAGAGAUCAAGGAGAAGCUGGACAUCCUUGACCAAGAAAGGGCGGACUUGGAAAAAGCCUGGGUCCAGCGACGGAUGAUGUUGGACCAAUGCCUAGAAUUACAGCUCUUCCACAGGGACUGUGAGCAGGCAGAAAACUGGAUGGCCGCCCGUGAGGCUUUCUUAAACACGGAAGACAAAGGGGAUUCCUUGGACAGCGUGGAGGCCCUCAUCAAGAAGCACGAGGACUUUGACAAGGCCAUCAACGUUCAGGAGGAAAAGAUCGCAGCCCUCCAGUCCUUUGCUGACCAGCUCAUCUCUGCUGAUCAUUAUGCCAAAGGAGUCAUUGCCAGCAGACGCAAUGAGGUUCUGGACAGGUGGCGGCGUCUGAAAGCUCAGAUGAUCGAGAAGAGAUCUAAGCUUGGGGAAUCUCAGACCCUCCAGCAGUUCAGCCGAGACGUGGACGAAAUAGAGGCGUGGAUCAGUGAAAAGCUCCAGACAGCGAGUGACGAAUCAUACAAAGAUCCCACAAAUAUCCAGCUUUCCAAACUCCUGAGCAAACAUCAGAAGCAUCAGGCCUUUGAAGCCGAACUACAUGCCAACGCUGACCGGAUCCGUGGCGUCAUUGAUGUGGGGAACUCCCUCAUUGAACGAGGCGCCUGCGCAGGCAGUGAGGAUGCUGUGAAGGCUCGCUUGGCUGCUCUUGCUGACCAGUGGCAGUUCCUGGUGCAGAAAUCGGCAGAGAAGAGUCAGAAGCUGAAGGAAGCCAACAAACAGCAGAAUUUCAACACUGGGAUCAAAGACUUUGAUUUCUGGCUUUCAGAGGUGGAAGCCCUGCUUGCAUCUGAAGAUUAUGGGAAAGAUCUGGCAUCUGUGAACAAUCUCCUGAAGAAACACCAAUUAUUGGAAGCGGACAUCUCUGCCCAUGAGGAUCGCUUAAAAGACCUGAACAGCCAGGCUGACAGCCUGAUGACCAGCAGUGCUUUUGACACCUCCCAAGUCAAGGAUAAGCGUGACACUAUCAAUGGACGGUUCCAGCGCAUCAAGAACAUGGCAGCUGCCCGCCGUGCCAAGCUGAAUGAGUCCCACCGCCUGCAUCAGUUCUUCCGGGACAUGGAUGAUGAGGAAUCCUGGAUCAAAGAGAAAAAGCUACUUGUCAGUUCAGAAGAUUACGGCAGAGACCUGACAGGGGUGCAGAACUUGAGGAAGAAACACAAGCGCCUGGAAGCAGAAUUGGCAGCACAUGAACCUGCCAUUCAAGGUGUCCUGGACACCGGGAAGAAGCUCUCUGAUGACAACACCAUUGGGAAGGAAGAGAUCCAGCAAAGACUGGCCCAGUUUGUGGAACACUGGCAAGAGCUCAAGAAGCUGGCGGCUGCGCGUGGUCAGCGGCUAGAGGAGUCUCUGGAGUACCAGCAGUUUGUGGCAAAUGUGGAAGAGGAGGAAGCCUGGAUCAAUGAGAAGAUGACACUGGUUGCCAGUGAGGACUAUGGAGACACGCUUGCCGCUAUCCAGGGCCUGCUGAAGAAGCACGAAGCAUUUGAAACGGAUUUCACCGUGCACAAGGAUCGAGUGAACGAUGUCUGUGCUAAUGGCGAGGAUCUCAUCAAGAAGAACAAUCACCACGAAGAGAACAUUACGGCCAAGAUGAAGAGCCUGAGGGGCAAGGUGUCUGAUCUGGAACGAGCAGCGGCCCAGCGCAAGGCCAAGUUGGAUGAAAACUCUGCCUUCCUCCAGUUCAACUGGAAGGCAGACGUGGUGGAGUCUUGGAUAGGUGAAAAAGAGAAUAGCCUCAAGACGGAUGACUAUGGCCGUGACCUCUCUUCUGUGCAAACCCUCCUCACCAAGCAGGAAACCUUUGAUGCCGGACUCCAGGCUUUCCAGCAGGAAGGCAUUGCCAACAUCACAGCCCUGAAAGACCAGCUUCUGGCUGCCAAACACAUCCAGUCCAAAGCCAUUGAGGCUCGCCAUGCCUCGCUGAUGAACCGCUGGAACCAGCUGCUGGCCAACUCCGCUGCCAGAAAGAAGAAGCUCCUGGAGGCCCAGGAACAUUUCAGGAAGGUGGAAGACCUCUUCCUGACUUUUGCCAAGAAGGCAUCAGCCUUCAAUAGCUGGUUUGAGAAUGCUGAGGAGGAUCUCACGGACCCCGUGCGCUGCAACUCCCUGGAGGAGAUCAAGGCCCUGCGUGAGGCGCAUGACGCAUUCCGCUCCUCGCUCAGCUCUGCCCAGGCAGACUUUAACCAACUAGCUGAGCUGGACCGCCAGAUCAAAAGUUUCCGGGUGGCUUCCAACCCCUACACCUGGUUCACGAUGGAGGCCCUGGAGGAGACCUGGAGGAAUCUGCAGAAGAUAAUCAAGGAACGUGAACUAGAGCUGCAGAAGGAGCAGCGCAGGCAGGAGGAGAAUGACAAGCUGCGCCAGGAGUUUGCUCAGCAUGCCAACGCUUUCCACCAGUGGAUUCAGGAGACCAGGACCUACCUGCUUGACGGCAUAGCAUACCGUCGUGUCAUUCGUGUCUAUCAGUAUGAAGUUGGGGAUGAUCUGUCUGGAAGGUCCUGUAUGGUGGAGGAAUCGGGAACCCUAGAAUCGCAGCUUGAAGCUACCAAACGCAAGCAUCAGGAGAUCCGGGCCAUGAGGAGCCAGCUGAAGAAGAUCGAGGACCUGGGAGCUGCCAUGGAGGAGGCUCUGAUCCUGGACAACAAGUACACAGAGCACAGCACUGUGGGGCUGGCACAGCAGUGGGACCAGCUUGACCAACUGGGCAUGAGAAUGCAACACAAUCUCGAACAGCAAAUACAGGCCAGAAACACAACCGGAGUUACCGAAGAAGCCCUCAAGGAGUUCAGCAUGAUGUUUAAACAUUUUGAUAAGGACAAGUCUGGUCGUCUGAAUCACCAGGAGUUUAAAUCCUGCCUGCGGUCCCUUGGCUACGAUUUGCCCAUGGUGGAGGAAGGAGAGCCAGAUCCGGAGUUUGAGGCUAUUCUCGACACAGUUGAUCCUAACAGGGACGGACACGUCUCGCUGCAAGAAUACAUGGCCUUCAUGAUCAGCAGGGAGACGGAGAACGUCAAGUCCAGUGAAGAGAUAGAAAGUGCUUUCCGUGCCCUCAGCUCUGAGGGCAAACCGUACGUGACCAAGGAGGAACUCUACCAGAACCUGACCCGGGAACAGGCAGAUUAUUGCAUCUCUCACAUGAAGCCGUACAUGGACAGCAAAGGCAGGGAGCUUCCCUCUGCCUAUGACUACAUUGAAUUUACACGUUCCCUCUUUGUGAAUUGAUACCCAGUGCUAGUCCCACAGCAUCCUGAGAAUGUGCUCACGUCUUCUGCCUCUUUUCUCUCUGCAUGUGUCCACCACUGUGCUCAGAAAUAACCAAUGUUACCUGUCCAGUGUAACCUUAAAACUGCUUAGCUUAAAAACCUCUAAUAUUCUUAGUACAAGGAGCAAAAAUGUUGCCGUGUGCUUCAAUAAAAGUUAUUGGUCCAAGUGAAACCAA
This is a messenger RNA of Pogona vitticeps (central bearded dragon), 7726 nucleotides long. The record is from RefSeq and is a predicted model, not a curated record. NCBI's taxonomy places the organism in Eukaryota, Metazoa, Chordata, Lepidosauria, Squamata, Agamidae.